Messenger RNA from Conger conger (European conger), 4828 nucleotides. Its product is annotated as homeobox protein Hox-A2a-like. The transcript is spliced from 2 exons. The record is from RefSeq and is a predicted model, not a curated record. Gene Ontology annotation, biological process: regulation of DNA-templated transcription. Lineage: Eukaryota; Metazoa; Chordata; Actinopteri; Anguilliformes; Congridae. Gene Ontology annotation, molecular function: DNA binding; DNA-binding transcription factor activity, RNA polymerase II-specific. The coding region runs from base 3421 to 4512 and encodes 363 amino acids.
GAGAGGGAAAAAGAGAAAUGUAGAUUAAAAAACUAAGUUUCACUAUUUUCACACAGGCAUGUGGUCAAGUAUUUUAAUGGGAUUUACAAAUGAAACUAAAAAUACUAAGGCCGGACAUUUCGCAGGCUUAAACUGAGAGAAUUGUAAUGUUCAGAAUCACAAGUUCAAUACAAUUACUAGCACAAAUGUAAACGUUAAUGCGAUCGAUCGCUUUGCAUAGGCCUAUGUAACAUAAUAUGAAUAUAAUAGUACACAGAGCUAUUCGUGUGAUUAUAAAGUCUGUCGGCGAAUUAUUUUCGGGAAAUUAAAUUUCUAUUAGCAGCAGUAGAAAUUAAUCAGUCUAUUUCUUAAUCUUUAAUAUUUUUCUGUCAAAAAGUUUCAUUUUCCUUGCAAUUGCUUUAUUGCAGCUAACAUUUUCCCGUGCGUCCGAUACUUUAAAAUACGUUUUUUCAUUUUUUCCAUUGUUCUUUGCGGAGGCAGAAGCCAUUUUAAAUCUUAAACGACGCGCAGACGCUCCGUGUUAAUUCAGUAAUAACGUCGGUCCCAAAAAUGUCAAUUUUCCCCUGGUGGUUUCAUAUAUUUUAUUUUGUAUUUAUCUCGAGAUUCAUUUAUCAUUAGACUUUUCCUGCACGAGGCUACUUUGCCCAACGAAAAGCGCGUGAAAUGUAUUUAUUUUAGUUUUAUCUAUUUAUUUCAUUUAUUAGGAAUAACUAAAUUAAUAGGUAGGCAUUCCCUUGCAUUAAACUUUUCCUUUUCCUAAACUUGAAUGGAUAUAUUGCUAAAUUAUCAUUUAAACAUUCACGUUCACACACUUCCUUUGAUAAGCAACGUGAUUUAUCUUUACCUACACAUUUCGUAACGUUGAGAGUACUAAUUCAUGUAUUCGGCCUUGGAGCGGAGCGCCAUAUGGCCAGCAGGAACACGAAGAACAAUUGAUCCGCCAGGUUUCUUCUCAUUAAUCAAAAAUGUACACACGCCCAAUUAUGUGUUCCGUAUGGUUUUAUUAUUUUAAUGUGCUGUAAAUAUUUCUGCUAUCUGCUAUCUCCAGCUCAACAGCGAGGUUUUUCCUGAAGUGCGUUUUGUGGGAAAAGUGAUUAAAUUCUGGCCAGAGUGGAGUCUAUGGAUCCGAGUGGGGUUUAGCAGAAUGCGCGCGCUCGCUCAGUCUAUUCACAGAAAGCCUCGCUCCCUUCCUACGCGUUUAAACACAAUAAAAGCACUUAAACGGAAGUGUAGCCCUUUUCAAAAUAAUCUGUUUUUAAAUUGUUAAUAAUAAUGACGAUGACGAUGAUAACAGAAAGGUGUGUUACUCACCAAUUAUGCUUCAGCGUAUUGGUCUCAGAAAAAAAAAUUGUAUCUUCUAAAAAAAAAAAAUGUAAGGGAAGCCGAGGAGCUUUAAGUGCUCAGAGCCUCUGCCGUCUUCGCGGCCGCAUUUGAUCUCGCGGAGAGUUAGAAGGUUUAAAUGUGUUCUCGGGGCACGGGGCUGUCAGGGGGAAGAUUGAUCGCGCGCAGGCUUGUAGACUCUUUGUUUGGUUUAUAAGCAAUAAGCCUGCCGUCCCUCUCUCGUUUAAAACAAACCAUUUAUCCUCUUAUUUAGGAUAAGAAAGAAAUACCAUAAAACGUUGCAUUCAAUGUCGUACCAGUCUAAUCGUCCAACGAAUGAUUCUCUAUUAACGACAGAAUACGAAUCAAAGUCGAAUCGAGUAGCGUUUUGCUUGACCGAGACAGCACAUGAUAUGCGCAUUAUAAAACAUUUUUGUUUUUAUUGUUUCGUUUAGAACAAUCCUCAUCUAAAAAAGGAAAGUGGGGGAUUUUAUUUGAAGCUGACUUACCACACCUGGAUAAACCAUCAGUGGGGAAAGGCGCGUGCUGCCGAAAGGUCGGGUGGUGGAAUCCUGCGCGCGCCCUGUCCUGUCUUUGUGUCUGCUGUCUGUUCAAACUAGAAACAUUAUUAAAUCAUUAUUUACAUCAUUAUUUACAUUACAUUAUUGGAAUUUGGCAGACGCUCUCAUCCAGAACGAAGUAUAGUUGAUUAGACUAAGCAGUAUUAUUUACAUCAUUAUUUACAUCGCUUUCUCAUAUUCGGUGAAAAGGGAGAAGUUGUUGAGAAGACUGUCGUGGCUCAAGCAUGUGUAUAAUUAUAUAAAACAGUAAAAUGUUAAUUUAAUACUGAACACCAUAUAUGCCCAUUUUACUGCAUAAUGGUGGUAUCUACAAUUGUCAUAAAACAACAAGAUAAGCAUAAAUAUUAUUUGUUAAAUAAAUUAUAUUCAAAUUUUAUAUAGAUAAAGAAAUGACACAAAUAAUUAUGAGAUACACAAGGCAUAUAUAGAGAGAGGAGAGAGCAGAGAGAUAUCCCAACACAACAUGUAUGUUCUUCAUAAGUGAAGGUUGUUUAAUGGUGGUGUAUGAAGUGUUUAUGUUUACAUAUGUUGUGUGUGUAUCUGUGUGGUGUGUGUGUGUGUGUGCAUGUGUAUGUAUGGGUCUGUGCAUGUGCAUGUAUGUGUGCACAUGUGUGUAUGUUUGUGUGUGUACAUGUAUGUACGUGUCUGUGCGUGUGUAUGUGUAUGUAUGUGUCUGUGAAUAUGCAUGUAUGUGUGUGUAUGUGUGUGUGCAUGUGUGUGUGUGUGUGUGUUUACGUGUGUGUGCAUGUUUGUGUGCACGUAUGUAUGCAUGUAUGUGUGUGUGUGUGUACAUGUGUGUGUGCAUGUGUGUGUGUGUGUGUUUACGUGUGUGUGUGCAUGUUUGUGUGCACGUAUGUAUGCAUGUAUGUGUGUGUGUGUGCAUGUGUGUAUGCAUGUAUGUGUGUGUGUGUGUACAUGUGUGUGUAUUAACGUGACAGAGGCUUUACACUGCCUAGUUUUCCCAGAAUCCCUGUGCGAGUGGCGUUUCCUGUCAGAACUUUCUAGAUUAAUGGGGCACUUUGUUAGUGACUGCGGGCUUUGCAUGUAGACGCUGGGCUGACUGGCGAGGCGCGAGCCGUUCCCUUGACACCCAGAAACAACACGACGCGCGGACGCGCGCUCCCGCUGCAAUGGCGAUUCACAAAAAUGUACAUCAGGGGCAGCAGGAAGGGCUGUCGGGGACGAACUGGCCGGAACGUGUAAAUAAAAACAGUCCUUCCGCCCAGAACGAGGCGUUCCUUACAGACUUUUUGGAUCAAUCACGCGGACAGUGGCUUCUUUUGAUUAAACCCCAAAUUGUCAUUGGGCAGAAGUAAUCAUGUGACAGGCAAUUCGGUCCAAUUUCAACCUUGUCUCCACGAAUUCAAUAGUUUAAUAGUAGCGCGGUCCCCAUACGGCCGUAAUCAGUGAAUUAGAAAAAAAAAUAUUAGCCACAAUUUUAUUUUAUUUAUAAAUAAAAAUAAUCUGGGACAGUGCAUUGUAAUAAGAGCGAACUUUCCAACGCUCCGAGGGAGAGGCGAUGAAUUACGAAUUCGAGCGCGAGAGCGGUUUUAUCAAUAGCCAGCCGUCGCUCGCAGAGUGCCUGACGUCUCUUCCCCCCGUCGCCGAUUCAUUUCAAAGUUCAUCAAUCAAGCGCUCGACGCUUUCACACCCGACUCAGCUCCCUCCGCCCUUCGAGCAGGCGAUCCCCAUCCUCCGCCCGGGCAGCCACCCGCGGCACGGCCGGCCCAAGCAGAACCCAAAUGGCUGCAGCCCUCUCUCCACCGCGGCUCUGCCGCCGGAGUACCCCUGGAUGAAGGAGAAGAAGGCUGCCAAGAAAAAUCACCUGCCCACCUCCACGACCACAGCCUCCGCCAGCGGAACUGCCUGCUUCUCCCCGGAAGGCUCGCCCGAGAUUCCGGACCGCGACGUCGCGGGAUCGCGCAGGCUGAGGACUGCUUACACCAACACCCAGCUCCUGGAGCUGGAGAAGGAGUUUCACUUCAACAAGUAUCUGUGCCGCCCCCGGAGGGUGGAGAUCGCAGCGCUGCUGGAUCUGACCGAGAGGCAAGUCAAAGUGUGGUUCCAGAACCGGCGGAUGAAACACAAGAGACAGACCCAAUGCAAGGAUCACCCCGGCGGCGAGGGGACGGCGCCGAGCGGGGAGGACGAAGGGCAGAGCGAGGAGGAGUCUGGUCCUCUCUUCGAGCGAACCCGAAACAAUGCGACCGGGGCCCCGUUGGAGAGCGACGGGUACUCCUUUCAGCAGCGCGCCCUGGCCUCACACCGGCCACAGAAUGUGCACAAUGGAGCCGCUCGCCGCUGUACUGUCCCACCUCUCAACAGCAAUGACAACAAUCUCAAACAUUUCCUCAGCCCGCCGCCCACUGCUCCGGCCCGCACGCCAACAAUGGGCCCAUCUCCCCUGGACAAUGGCGCUCCCCCUGCCCUGGACGGUCCCACCGUGCAGGACUUCUCUGUGUUCUCGGCGGAUUCCUGCCUGCAUCUCUCAGAUACCGCCUCUCCCAGCCUGUCGGGGUCGCUGGACAGCCCGGCCGACAUCUCUACGGACGGCUACUACUUCUUCUCGGACUCGCUCACAACAAUCGAGCUGCAGCAUUUAAACUAUUGAAAACCGCUCAGCGUCUGCUCUUCUUUUCCCACAAAGGUUUCUUUUUUUUCUUUUUUUUUCUUUAUACGAAAUGAUCAGACCAUUGUGUUUAUGGCUACAUUAUAGAUAAUUAAUAAAAUGAGGUAAGACAACACGCUUUGAUCCAUUUUAGUUUGAUAUUUGAGCGAGACAAAUUUUAAUAGAUUAUUAUCAAAAGGCAAUAUACUGGCUGUGUAAACACAAUUAUAGAACAAUCCUUAUGUCUUUAUUUUUGUAUGGCUUUCAGGUACCAUGUCAUGAAUAUUUUUGUUAGAAUAAAGCUGACUUGAUACCAGUA